This is a messenger RNA of Larimichthys crocea (large yellow croaker), 3430 nucleotides long. It is a transcript of the gene rad21b, whose product is annotated as RAD21 cohesin complex component b. Gene Ontology annotation, biological process: sister chromatid cohesion; replication-born double-strand break repair via sister chromatid exchange. Gene Ontology annotation, molecular function: chromatin binding; protein binding. Bases 299 to 2236 code for a protein of 645 amino acids. The record is from RefSeq and is a predicted model, not a curated record. Gene Ontology annotation, cellular component: cohesin complex. NCBI's taxonomy places the organism in Eukaryota, Metazoa, Chordata, Actinopteri, Sciaenidae. The transcript has 14 exons.
CACAAUGGUUCACAGGUAAACAGAUAAGUGUGUACAGGUGCAAAGUUCAGCAUCCCUCCCUCCCUCCCUCCAGCAUCAGCACCACUCCGCAUCCUGCUGAGCUUUCGAACGGUCCAAUCCGUCCAGUGGAGGGGGGGGACGCCAUCUUGUUUGUUUUAGUCGGAGGAGGGGUGGAAAAACAGCCACCAGCAGCAGCAGCGACACCACGGCCGGCAGAACGAGGACAGCACAGCACGGCUCCGGCCUGACGCCUCCCCCUUUCCCCCUUCCCUUGUGGUGAGAAGGCGCUGCAGAGACGAUGUUUUAUGCCCACUUCGUCCUCAGCAAACGUGGGCCGCUGGCCAAAAUCUGGCUGGCGGCCCACUGGGACAAGAAGCUGACCAAGGCACACGUGUUUGAGUGCAAUCUGGAGAGCAGCGUGGAGAGCAUCAUCUCACCCAAGGUGAAAAUGGCUUUACGAACAUCAGGGCAUCUGCUGCUGGGGGUGGUCAGGAUUUACCACAGGAAGGCCAAGUACCUGCUGGCAGAUUGUAACGAGGCCUUCAUCAAGAUCAAGAUGGCGUUUAGACCAGGAGUGGUGGAUCUUCCAGAGGAGAACAGAGAAGCAGCCUAUAAUGCCAUCACGCUGCCUGAGGAGUUCCAUGAUUUUGAUCAGCCACUACCAGACCUGGAUGAUAUUGACGUUGCUCAGCAGUUCAACUUGAACCAGAGCAGAGUGGAGGAGAUCACCAUGAGAGAGGAGGUGGGCAACCUCAACCUGCUGCAGGACAAUGACUUUGCUGACUUUGGUAUGGACGACCGCGAGAUGAUGCGGGAGGAGAGUGCGUUUGAGGUGGACAUCAUGGGAGCAUCAGCUUCCAACCUGCUGCUGGAGGCCGAGGGUGGAACUAACCAGAUGGCUGACAAGUCCAACCACCUGGAGUACGAUGACCAGUACAAGGACGACUUCGGCGACAACCCAAUGGAGAGCAAUGAGGGAGGCAUGCUGGUGGACAAGCUGCUGAGUAACGAGGAUGGAGGCGGCAUCUUUGAUGACCCUCCUGCCAUCACAGAGAGUGUGAUGAUGCCUCAGGACCACGGAGAUGAUGACGACGACUUUGACGCUCUCUCAGCGGGAGCCCCAGAUAGUCCGGAUUCAGGCCCAACAGAACCCCUACCAGCCAUGGCAGACCAGACAGAACAGACCACUCUGGUUCACAACGAGGAGGAAACCUUCGCCCUGGAGCCGAUUGACAUCACUGUGAAGGAGACCAAGGCGAAACGUAAGAGGAAGCUGAUUGUGGACAGUGUGAAGGAGUUGGACAGUAAAACCAUCCGUGCACAGCUGUCUGAUUACUCUGACAUUGUCACCACACUGGAUCUGGCGCCUCCUACCAAGAAGCUGAUGAUGUGGAAAGAGACUGGAGGAGUGGAGAAGCUUUUCUCUCUCCCUGCUCAGCCCCUAUGGAACGCUAGGCUGCUUAAGAUGUUUACAAGGUGCCUGACUCCACUGGUACCAGAUGAGCUUAGGAAGAGGAGGAAGGGUGGAGAGGCUGACAGUCUGGAUGAGUUCCUCAAGGAUCUGGAAAACCCGGAGGUGCCCAGAGAGGAAACAACAGCACACCAGCAGAAAGAUAUCAUGGACCAAACCAUCAUGGAAGAGGCCAGUGUUCUGCAGACUUCAGCUGUGGAAGGCAGCAGGACAACGCUAGACGAGUCAGCCAUGCCCCCUCCAUCCUCCCAACGUGGCCUCAAACGCAAAGCCCAGGACACAGAACCAGCCCUGCCUAUGGGAGCUUUGGAUCAGCCACAACAGCCACAGCAGUCACAGGGGUCCAGAGCCUCUAAUGUGUCCCAGCAACUGGAGCCAACCAAUGUGGAUCUUCCCCCAGAGGAGACCACUAACAUCAGCCAGUUGAUAGAGUUGGAUCUGCUUGGCGACAAGGACAAGAAGAAGAAUGAUGACGACUCUGAUGAAGAGGAGGAGGAGGUGCAGGGAGGAGAUCAGGACCAGGAGGAGAGGCGGUGGAACAAAAGAACCCAGCAGAUGCUUCAUGGCCUUCAGAGGGUGAUGGCUAAAACAGGCGCCCAGUCAGUCAGCCUGUUGGAUCUGUGCAAGAACAACAACAAGAAGCAGGCGGCUGCUAAGUUCUACAGUUUCCUGGUUCUGAAGAAGCAGCAGGCAGUGGAGCUUGUCCAGGAGGAGCCGUACAGCGACAUUAUAGCUACGCCCGGACCUCGCUUCCACAUCAUCUAGAAAACAUAAGAACAACAACUCUACUCUGUUCUUUCUGCAACACAACAGUUAGCAAAUGUUUUAUUUAUUUAUUACACACUAUAGAAUAUUGAGUUUUAUCUUGUCUGCAGUAUUUUGAUGUUAAGCAGUAGUGAGAGGAAAAGUCUGAAUAACAUGGUUGAAUUGAGAGCUUUCUUCCUUGAGGAGGAUUUCAACUCCAAACAAUAGACACUUUUUCUAUUUGUUAUUAUUUAUUAUUCAUUUAUUUAUUGGCACUUUCAUUAUUGAGACUCACUUUAUCACAAAGUUAAUAUUAAGUGAGCUCAGUGAAGUGAGUGUGGAGUUGCUGCCUGCUCCACACAGGUUUAAAAGACUGACAGGCACUUCUUCCCUCCUGAAGCUGUUGUGUUGCACUGGUUCCAAAGUAAAGGAGCCUAUUUGAAGGUAAGUAUGUUUACACAGUGAUAACUCAGUCAGUCAUGUUACUCUGAGAGUCGUCUGUCCCACUACUGCGUGAAGAAGUUCUCAUGUACGCCGACUUUAGCCAAAAGGAGCAUGCACUAUAUCCAGUCUGUGCAAGAGAACAUUUAAGCCGUUACUGUAGUGAUUUGCAGCCUCAACCAGCAAGUAAUCAUUCUAUGACUGUAGAGUAGCACUUUAAGAAUUACAAACUACAGACCUGCUGUUUCUGAACACGCUUUGCUUGCACCAUCCACUGUUUGCACCUCACAGCAAAACUAUAGCUGUGUCCCAAAUCCACACUACACGUGUCACACUAGAAAAGUGACAAAAUACAGUUAGUAUGCAUACUAAACACACUUUACAGCUCUGACAACACAAAAUGUUUAACUUUUUUUUAAUUGGCAAAACAUUAAAACACUGCAGUUUGAAUAAUGAACAAUAACACACCUAUUGUGUCAUCUUGUACACUGCAAAACUAUAUAUAGUUAGUAUAUACUUUGGAAUUGGGACACAGCUUAUAAAAAAAGAGCCUCAGAGCCUAACCCUAUAGAUGAUGUAAACAUGAGUGGUCGGCCAUAUUUGCAUGAUCUGUCCUGAAAUAUUUCAUAUUGGUAAGAAAACAUUUUUCUGAACUAGUUGCUCUUUUAUCCUUGAAAUGACAUUAAGUAUGUGACACAGACUGAACUCAUCCAGUGUCUCUUUUCUAUAUGGAUAAUCAUUAAAUGAUUGUGCUCAGUGUCACUUCCUCGGUAA